AUGGUGAUGGUCCUCUCUUCCUCAUUGUUGUUUGCGCCCUGGGUGCUGCUGCAGCUACUACUACUCUCUGGUUGUCAUCAUCUUCCAGUAGCAGCAGCAAGGCUACGAGGUGAAGAUGGGACCUUGUCGCUAUUGGUGGCGGUGCCACUGAGCGGAAUGGAUCCAGGCUUUUUCCACCUCGCAGCGGCGCGGUUGGCCGUGGAUCAUUUCAACCAGCGCAAUGCUUCCGUCGUCCAGUCCCUGGGGUCUUCUUUUCCAACCAAGGAUUGCAACAUUACCUUUGGACGGGUCAAGGUGAUGGAUACAGGCGGCGACGGUCAUGAAGCAAUGCAGUCGAUCUUUGAGGAAUUCAUCCACAAGGAAGAAGAGAAGAAGCCAUCUUUGUACCCGAUGCCAUUGCGGGGCCGUAUCAUCCACUGA
Seminavis robusta is the source of this 420-nucleotide messenger RNA. NCBI's taxonomy places the organism in Eukaryota, Bacillariophyta, Bacillariophyceae, Naviculales, Naviculaceae. The record is from the annotation of a GenBank genome assembly.